GAUAAGGGUGGCACGCAAGGUAAAGGAAAAUGGCGGCAAAAGGGCAUGUUCUUGAUCCUUUAAACAAACAAAGAGGCAUGGGUUAGAGCGGAGUUGCGCAUAAGCAGUGACAUCCCAAAACAAAUAGUGCCAAUUUGGCUAUUUGCAGGACAGAGUCGCCAGUCGUCGCUGUGCUCCCCCUGUCUCCUACUCCCGUGAGAAACCAAGAAGCAGGCCAGCGACCUCCAAGCAGCAGCAUCCAUGGCGCCGGGAGAGGAGGUGGGCAGAAGGGGUGUCCCUUCCCUGCUCGGCGACGGCGGAAUCGGGCAGGAACACAUCGCGUCCGACGUCACCCAGCUCAUAGGAUGGACGCCGCUGAUCGAGCUGAAGCGGAUCGCCGGGAAGGACGGAGUGGGUGCCCGGAUCGUCGGCAAGAUCGAGGCCUACCAGCCACUCUGCUCCGUCAAGGAUCGCAGCGCUUUGAGGAUGAUCGAAGAUGCUGAAGAGAAAGGGUUGAUUUCACCCGGUGUCACGACUCUGGUAGAGCCAACGAGCGGGAAUUUGGGGCUAGGACUGAUUCUCAUUGCUCUGAGCAAAGGUUACAGGUUCGUCGCGGUGAUGCCGGGCCUGUACUCGCUUGAUAAGCAGAUCCUGUUGAGAUACAUGGGUGCUGAGUUGUUCUUAACCGAUCCAGCACUCGGUUUUCCGGGGAUAAUGGACAAGGUCGAACAGCUGAAGAAAGAAUUACCCAACGUACAUGUUCUUGAUCAGUUCUCCAAUCCAGCAAAUCCUGAUGCACACAUCAGAUGGACUGGUCCUGAGAUUUGGAAGGAUACUGCUGGAAAGGUGGACAUUUUUGUUGCCGGUUCAGGCUCAGGAGGUACGGUAUCUGGUGUUGGAAAGUAUCUCAAGAUGCAAAAUCCAAAUGUGAAGAUCAUUUGUGUGGAACCAGCAGAGAGUCCAGUAAUUGCAGGUGGCGAGCCAGGCAAGCAUAAAAUCCAGGGAAUAGGACCAGGAUUCAUACCAGAGAUUUUGGACACCUCGGUCAUCGAUGAAGCAGUCAGUGUGACCACUGAGGAUGCAAUGGCGAACGCGAGGAGGUUGGCAAUGGAAGAAGGCCUGCUUGUGGGCAUAUCUUCUGGAGCUAAUUUGGCAGCUUGCUUGAAGGUCGCAGCGAGAGAAGAGAACAAGGGGAAGAUGAUUGUGACCAUGUUCCCUAGCGGAGGCGAGCGAUACAUGAACUCAGACCUCUUUGCCACUGUAAGAGAAGAGUGUGUGGCCAUGACCUUUUGAUCUCACAUUUUAUUCAGAAGAGUUGUAUGUACAA
This is a messenger RNA of Lolium rigidum, 1306 nucleotides long. Its product is annotated as cysteine synthase-like. Gene Ontology annotation, molecular function: cysteine synthase activity. Gene Ontology annotation, cellular component: cytoplasm. The transcript is spliced from 7 exons. NCBI's taxonomy places the organism in Eukaryota, Viridiplantae, Streptophyta, Magnoliopsida, Poales, Poaceae. The coding region runs from base 241 to 1272 and encodes 343 amino acids. The record is from RefSeq and is a predicted model, not a curated record.